Molecule: messenger RNA, 1791 nt
Organism: Polyodon spathula (Mississippi paddlefish)
Lineage: Eukaryota; Metazoa; Chordata; Actinopteri; Acipenseriformes; Polyodontidae
Product: pre-mRNA-processing factor 19-like
Biological process (GO): DNA repair; protein ubiquitination; mRNA splicing, via spliceosome
Cellular component (GO): Prp19 complex; cytoplasm; U2-type catalytic step 1 spliceosome
Molecular function (GO): ubiquitin protein ligase activity; protein binding
Source: RefSeq, a predicted model, not a curated record
UGGGGAUUUCCGAUUCGGAAGCGUUUUCAGUGCAAGAAAAUUAACGAUUUAAUCGAUAAUAUAAAACGCGGAGAAGUUGUUGAAAGUCGACCCCGGCGCUGUGGAAGAUGGCUCUGGUCUGUGCGAUCUCCAAUGAGGUUCCGGAACACCCCUGCGUGUCGCCGGUGUCCAAUCAGGUGUUUGAGCGGCGCUUGAUUGAGAAAUACAUCGCGGAGAACGGGACCGACCCGACCAACGGACAGCCACUGUCUGAGGAGCAGCUGAUAGACAUCAAAGGUAGUGAUGACAUCAUCACUGAUGCAGUGAUGCUCCACAGUGUGUGUGUAUUGAUGCCUCUCUCCUCUCUCCUCUGUGUUCAGGAUGCAGUGAUGCUCCACAGCUUCACUCUUCGACAGCAGCUGCAGACGGCUCGUCAGGAGCUCUCUCACGCCCUCUACCAGCACGACGCGGCCUGCAGGGUCAUCGCCCGGCUCACCAAGGAGGUCACCGCCGCCAGAGAGGCUUUGGCGACGCUGAAGCCUCAAGCUGGAUUGGCUGUCCCUCAGACAGUCCCCACCUCCCAGCCCACUGCUGUGGGUGCCGGCGAGCCGAUGGAAAUGGGGGAGCAGGUCGGCAUGACCCCGGAUAUCAUUCAGAAGCUUCAAGACAAGGCCACUGUGCUUACCACCGAGCGAAAGAAGAGAGGGAAGACAGUUCCAGAAGAGCUGGUUCGCUCGGAGGAUCUCAGUAAAUACAGACAGGUCGCUUCACAUGCGGGUAUCCAUAGCGCCAGUAUCCCAGGAAUCCUUGCGCUUGACCUUUGCCCCUCGGACACCAGCAAAGUUCUCACAGGAGGUGCUGAUAAGAAUGUGGUCGUGUUUGAUAAGAAUGCUGAGCACAUCAUUGCCACGCUGAAGGGCCACUCCAAGAGAGUCACCAGCGUGGUGUACCACCCCUCCCAGUCGGUGGUGUUCUCUGCCUCUCCCGACGCCACGAUUCGGAUCUGGUCGGUUCCAUCCCAGUCCUGUGUUCAGGUGGUUCGGGCUCACGAGGGCCCGGUGACAGGGCUGAGUCUUCACGCCACAGGGGACUACCUGCUGAGCGCCUCCGAGGACCAGUAUUGGGCUUUCUCUGAUGUGCAGACCGGACGAAUUGGUUUAGUGACUAAGGUCACUGAUGAAACCGCUGGCUGUGCGCUGACCUGUGCCCAGUUCCACCCCGACGGUCUCAUCUUUGGAACUGGAACCCUGGACUCGCAGAUUAAGAUCUGGGACUUGAAGGAGCGCACGAACGUGGCGAACUUCCCCGGCCACUCGGGUCCCAUCACCACCAUCGCCUUCUCUGAGAACGGAUACUACCUGGCAACCACAGCGGACGACUCCUCCGUCAAACUGUGGGAUCUGAGGAAGCUCAAGAACUUCAAGACCAUCCAGCUGGACGACAACUACGAGGUGAAAUCUCUCAUCUUUGAUCAGAGCGGCACCUACCUGGCUAUUGGGGGAACAGACAUCCGAAUUUACAUGUGCAAGCAGUGGUCUGAGGUGCUGAGUUUCACAGAGCACGGGGGGGUCGUCACUGGGGUGGCGUUCGGCCAGCACGCCCAGUUCCUCACCUCCACUGGGAUGGAUCGAAGUCUCCGGUUUUACAGCCUGUGAGAGAAGCCGCCAGCUCUCCCCCUGCUGGACAACAGCGGUGCUGCAGCAGAGCAGCACUGUACAGUUUGAAUACGACUUUGCUGUGACACACACACACACACACACACACACACAGUGUGAGACGCACACACAGACAUACAGAGAUAUAGAGAGACAC